AUGAACAUCUUAGUCCCGCUGGCUGCUCUAUGUCGCGGUCGACGUCCUCGCAACCGGGACACAAGGCCGUCCACGGAGCGGCGCUUCUCGGCGCAGUGGGAGAAGUCCCAAGCUGCACGACGCGAGACGUUACCGCCGGAGUAUUCGAGUGUCAGGACCGAUUCAUUGCCGGCAUAUCAACAUAAUCCGCGACAGCAGAAGCAAAAGCAACAGCAAAGCUCGAAAGGCGAACCAUCAGUACCACGACACCUUCAAAAUCCAGAAGCUGAAGAUCGCACAAAGCCAUUGAACUACGCCCUCAUAUCCGACGACGGAGUCCAACACUCAGAAAUCGAACAGCGCGCACUUGCGCAGUAUGAUUAUGUCUACGCCAUCAUCGUCCAGUCCCCCGACGGGACAACCCGCCUCCGUCGCCAGAUGGUACUUCCCUUCAACGUGGACGUGAACAUCAUGUGCGACGAGACGUGUCGCCGGCUCGGCGCUCCAAUCCAGCCUUACUACGGAGCCGCACUCACAGCGAUUCCGGGCUAUCCGGACCUCAAACCGGUAGGAACGGCGGAAGUGGAGUGGUCUUUUUGCGGCCAGCGCCAGACGCAUCGCACGACGUUCCAUGUGGUCCGCGAUCUCGAUGCGGAUUUUGUGUUGGGGAGGCCUACGAUCCGCCACCUGGAGCUGGAGAGGAUGGAUUCGGCAAUUGCGAAGAGAUUGCGCGCCUCAGAAGUGCGGUGA
Messenger RNA from Aspergillus aculeatus ATCC 16872, 729 nucleotides. RefSeq lists its product as uncharacterized. NCBI's taxonomy places the organism in Eukaryota, Fungi, Ascomycota, Eurotiomycetes, Eurotiales, Aspergillaceae. The coding region runs from base 1 to 729 and encodes 242 amino acids. The record is from RefSeq and is a predicted model, not a curated record. The transcript has a single exon.